This is a messenger RNA of Protopolystoma xenopodis, 510 nucleotides long. The record is from the annotation of a GenBank genome assembly. Lineage: Eukaryota; Metazoa; Platyhelminthes; Monogenea; Polystomatidea; Polystomatidae.
AUGUGCCCACUCUUCCCCGUCAGGCAGGCUAAAAUCGUUUUGUUACUAUCUAUGGCAUUUGUGCGCCAGUGUCUACAUGCCAGACUUUGGCAUUUUUGCUCGUUUGUCAAAGCGUCUUCAUUUUGCCGACUUCAUGUACCCGUCCGACAGGACAGGCCGGUUGCAAGAAUUAGCCUGAAGGAGGAUAAUGUCUUGCCAGAGUGUCUGUGCGCACCAUGCGCAAGAAUGCGACCAAAAUAUGCUGCUGGAGUUAUGCAGUCAAUAUCACCGAAAAUAUGCCCAUGGUUCAGUCUUUCUGGAAGCCGAUUGGCCAGAUUUUCCGGCACAGAAUGGUGUACAAUUGUUCCUGCUCCGUUGGGGUUGAGGGCGCACAAAUCGCCAUGGCUACAUGAAUGCGUACAGACACAAUCUCGCCUACAGCUAGAGGCGUUUUCGACCAGACGGCUCUACAAGUGUCUUGACAACCAGCUGAACAGUUAUGCCCCUUGUGUCGUAGUCUUGGCUGCCUAA